AAGGACGAUGGCGAUGUUAUAAAAUAUUCGUUAAUGAAUACAAAAAUGGUUGCCGUUCAGGACUAUCCACGAAUUGCAUUUAUUGUUUUUAUGAUUCUCCACGUUGUCUGGGGAGAAAGACACAGUAUUAAAGUUGUUGAAGAACCAUCCAGUUAUGGGAUAAUGAACAGUUACCAUGGUGGAAAUGUGAUUGAAAGUCAUGCAUCCAAAUUAAAAAUGAGAAUAAAGCCAUCAAAUUUCUCUGGACCUGCUCUUUUUCACAGACUGGUUGGAAAAUGUUUCACCUUAACAGACGAAAACUAUAAAUAUGAGUUGUGCCCUUUUUCCAAUGUAACACAGCAUGAGCAGUCAUUGAGAUGGAAUCCAUAUAGCGGAAUACUUGGUGUGUGGCAAGAAUGGGAAAUAGAGAAUAACACAUUUGUUGCCAUGGUUAUGAGGGAAGGAGAUAAAUGUGGAAGUAAUCAAAGAACAAUGAAGGUAUUUUUCAAAUGUGGUAAGGGGAACAAGGUGCUGAAUGUCAGUGAGCCGUCCACCUGUAACUAUCACAUGAACUUUAGUACACCCUAUGUCUGCCAUAAACAGUCUAUGUUAGUUUACCCCACCUUAAACAAACAGUUACAGAGAGAAUGGGGAUUAUUGGAAGGAGAACUUCAAAGAGGGGAGAUAACCAAAAAGGGAUAUAAGAAGUACUUGUCAAGGAUAUUUGUGAAGGCAGGCUACAUGUUAUCUGAAGAAACAAGACAGGACAUAUCACAUGAUGCAGUGGAGAAAGAAAAUGCUGCAAAAGAGAAAGAAGAAAAAACAUUCACUGAUGUGUACACAUGUAGAGAGGCAUACCAAAAACUACAAAAAGAAGUUGAAGAUUUAAGAAACCAGUUGGCUGAAAAAGAAAACAAUGAUAGAGCAUAUGGUCACCACGGUAUGGAUGAUGACUAUCUUCAUGAUUAAAUGGCCGUGAAUCAGUGUGACAACAUGUGCAAUAUUUUUACUUUAACUGAUACGAUAUGUCUGAAAUACAGCAUGAAUAAUGUAAUUGUGUUUAAAUUAUGGGGAUGUCAUUAUUUCUUACAUUGUGAGGUAUUUGCUUGUAAUAUGUAAACAAACAAACAACAGCUUGCUGAAUAUGGAAUGCUGUUGAAGUUAGAAGAUUAAAUUCAGUAGAUUUUUAGCUGAACUGUACAAAGUAUAUGGAGAGCUGUCCUACUUGCCUUGGUGUCUCUGUACAGAUUUCAAAUUAAAGUUUUUGUGCAGUACAAUAUUUUUUACUAUAACUUCAUUAUUUUUAUUAAGAUAUUAACUUUAAAAAUAUGUUCCUUAACAUCAGCCACAUCUUAGUGACAAGGUUCAUAACUCUAGAAGCUAUAUUUUCAGAAAAAUCCUGAAUUAUCUCCCCAUAAACUUAGAUGUAUGCUAAAAAUGUUGUUUUUUUACUAUAACGUCUUUAUUUCUUAAGGUAUCUACUUCAAACUUCAAAUGUUCCUUAUCAUCACCCACACCCUUUCCUGUAUUUCUGGAAUUAUCACCAUUUAAUUUUGAAAUUUAUUGGAAAUUGUUUAUAUUUGUUUAAAGUAUUAUCUUUGUUAUUAUAAGAAGUAUCUACUUUAGACUUAAAAUAAUUGUUCUUUGUCAUUAUCACAUCAUGUUUGACAAGGUUCAUAACUCUAGCAUCUUCAUUUCAAGAGUUAUUUCCUCUUUGAACUUAUUUUACUUUAAAAACUUCAUAAUUAUACUUCUUGCUCUUAUUAUUUUUGUUACUGAAGAGAUUGACUUCAGAUUUCAAAUUGUUGUAUUUUCCAUUAGUCUAGAUCAUAGAAAUGUCUGCUUAACUUUUAUUGACAUGAAUGUUCACAUGUAUAUUAUGUAUUGAAAAAAUAUGUAAGAAAUAUUAUCGGUCUCAGCGGCGUUUAUCAGCUAUUUAACACCGGUUUGGAGUUUUGACCACGAAGGCCUUAGGCCUGAGUGGUUAAUUUUUUCGCAUCAAAACGACAAAACAGGUGUUAAAAAGCCGAUAAACACCACUCAGACCGAUAUUAUUUUGAUUCUAACAAGAUAAAAUAAGGAAGACCACUACUGUUGUUUUUUCAAGCGAAAAUGAUUUCCAGUGCCGAUUUUCGUACAAUGCUGUUUGAUUUCGCACUCUACUUUUGAUAAUAUCUAGAAAUUAUUAAACAAAAGAAAUAAUAAGAAAAAAGUUAUUUUAUCAAGUUUUUAACAAGAAAAACUUAUGUCUUAGAAUGGAUUGUAUUGUGUUUACAUCAGUGCCCAAUUUAUCAUUCUUGUAUGUUUGAAAUGAUGUCAGCGUUUAUGAAUGAGUUGUAUACUUAGGAUGACGUCAUUUUGCUGCUUACGGAUUGGCACCGUUUUGUCAAAAUAUUUAUUAACUGACAUGGAUCAAAUCUGUGGUGUUAGUGUAUGUUAGAUAUUAUUUCGGUAUUGUAUGAAAAGAACACAUAUGAACGGAAAAUAUAAAUUAAAAAUGCUUUUUUUAUUGUUGCUUUAAAAGGCUUUGUAAUCUAUAUAAUCUUGGGAGAAAACAUAACAGCCGCAUAUACAAGUAGUCCUUAACCAGUGUUUAUUGGCAGUUUAACACUGUUUUUUUUUUUUCUUCUUUGUCUAUAGUAAAAAAAUCACGAAGAGUGUUAGAAUGAACAUUUGAGUUCUUUGAUUGAUUUUUUUUAAUAGUUUUGAGAGGUUUUUGAUAUAUCAAAAGAAACUGAUACAUUGGGAAACACUUUCUUUGAUAAAGGAAUUUUGAGGACAUUUGUUAUAUUAAAGCGAUUUAAGAAAAGUGUUAAUUAUUUCUAUGAUUUCCAAUAGUCUACAAAUAAUCCAGUGAAUCUCAACUCUAAAGCUAAAAUACUCAUAUGCUAGUGGUAAGUUGCUUCUUGCCUUAAAAUACUUUGCAUUAAAUCAAGAUUUAUUUAUUUAUUUUAUUUUUCUUUCUUGUGGGAAAGGGUCCUUGUCCAGUCUAAUUGGGACAAAAUGUGUGUUGUGAUGCCAAAAUUUGGAUUUUUUAAAAUAAGUUCACACAAUGUCAUAUUUUUGUUUUAUUUAUCUUUACAUUAUAGAUCAAUGUCUUUUUUGUGUGUGUUUCUUUUGAAUAUUUCAGUUAUGCUUGUUAACAUGUUCCAUCAGCUUAAUUUUAGUCAAAUAUUUAUGGGGGAUUCACUACUCAGAGAUAUGAUAUCUCAAAUUUAUAUAUUUGGAAAUAUUUUGGCAAAAAUGUUUGUAUUUUCAACUUGGAAAGGUACCUUUUACCAGACCAAAACAAAGAAGGAAAAUAUUGCUGUGUAAUAUGAUUUUAACAUAGAUGUCAUUAAAAUUAAGAACCUAAUUUUUCUACUGAAUGGUUGAUAUAUGAACAUCUUAUGAUCUUCAAUCAUGCUUCUAGCUGUUUGGUAAAUUCACUGCAUAUUUUUAAUAUGUCAAUGAUAAUUUAUGAUCAGUAUUUCCUGUUGUAAAUUAUAUAGUAACAUGUAGUAUUUGUUUGACGUUAUGUUUAGUUGUUUAAAUUACAAAUACACUGUAUUAAAAAAGUUGGAAAGGGUAGAACAGUAGCCUAGAUGUUAAAGUGUCUGCCUCUCAAUCGAGGGAUCAUGUGUUGAAGCCCUAAUCGAGUCACCACCAUGUUUCUUCAUAUGACACCAGUACUGGUUGGUUCCAGGAAGCAGACUCUAAAAUGAUUAAUAUAAGCUGCAAGAACUUGUUUCUCACACAAGCUUAUAUACAUGUAUAAAUAUUUGUAAACUAGGGGUAUAUUAUAAUUGUUAAAAUUAUGUGGGAUUUUAUGUUUGAAUUACGUGGGAUUUUAUUGUUUGGUUUCUAUGUUGUCAUUAAAUUUUAAGACGAUUUUUGCUAGAAACAACUCAUUUUUGUGGGCUUUGUAUAUUAGUUAUGCUUUGAGGUACUUGUAGGCACAUUAUGCCCCAGUAACAAAUAAAUUUUUACUUCUUUACAGAGGGAAAACACGGGUUUAAUAAUGUUUAAAUAAUAGUAUGUAUGUAGGAUGCUUGUUUCUUCAAGAAAGUGAAAUAAAUAAAAGUGAAAUAGAUAAAAAUGAAAUAAUUUGUCAUAAAGGUAACAUAAUGUAAACAAAGCAGUGCAAUGUAUUUUUGACUUCCAUACAAAAUACUAAAUAACUAUAAUUGUACUUAAUUUAAAAUUUCUUUUUUUAGAAACAAUAAAAGUAGACUAAAAAUAAAAAGUUUUUGAGAACUAACAAUAAAUUAUUUUUGAGGCAUAAUGGGCCUUUAAUUCUAAGACGCUUUAAACAAGUAUAAAGUAUCUAUUGAAGGGGAUAUUGAUUGAACAAGUUUAGUUGUUUGUGCUCUUUUUUCUU
This is a messenger RNA of Ruditapes philippinarum (Manila clam), 4339 nucleotides long. RefSeq names its product N-acetylglucosamine-1-phosphotransferase subunit gamma-like. The record is from RefSeq and is a predicted model, not a curated record. The transcript is spliced from 9 exons. The coding region runs from base 34 to 948 and encodes 304 amino acids. Gene Ontology annotation, cellular component: Golgi apparatus. NCBI's taxonomy places the organism in Eukaryota, Metazoa, Mollusca, Bivalvia, Venerida, Veneridae.